This is a messenger RNA of Propithecus coquereli (Coquerel's sifaka), 2070 nucleotides long. RefSeq names its product SEC14-like 3 (S. cerevisiae) (gene SEC14L3). Gene Ontology annotation, cellular component: cytoplasm; nuclear speck. The transcript is spliced from 12 exons. Lineage: Eukaryota; Metazoa; Chordata; Mammalia; Primates; Indriidae. The coding region runs from base 89 to 1291 and encodes 400 amino acids. The record is from RefSeq and is a predicted model, not a curated record.
GCAAAAGGCCCCAGCUGGGCCAGGGCUGACAAACUAGGCUUGGCCUCUGCUCGUAGUGGCCACUACUCCUCAAGCCUCAGCUGGCACCAUGAGCGGCAGAGUUGGAGACCUGAGCCCCAAGCAGGCAGAGACCCUGGCCAAGUUCCGAGAAAAUGUCCAGGACGUGCUGCCUGCCCUGCCCAACCCUGAUGAUUACUUCCUUCUGCGCUGGCUCCGAGCUCGGAAUUUCGAUCUGCAGAAAUCAGAGGCCAUGCUCCGCAAGUACAUGGAGUUCCGGAAGACCAUGGACAUUGACCACAUCCUUGAUUGGCAGCCCCCAGAGGUGAUUCAGAAAUAUAUGCCUGGGGGCCUGUGCGGCUAUGACCGUGAUGGCUGCCCCGUGUGGUAUGACAUCAUUGGGCCGCUUGACCCCAAAGGGCUGCUCUUCUCCAUCACCAAGCAGGACCUGCUCAAAACCAAGAUGAGGGACUGCGAGCGCAUCUUGCAUGAGUGUGACCUGCAGACAGAGAGGCUGGGGAAGAAGAUUGAGACCAUCGUGAUGAUAUUUGACUGUGAGGGCCUGGGACUGAAGCACUUCUGGAAACCUCUGGUGGAAGUGUACCAGGAGUUCUUUGGCCUCCUUGAAGAGAAUUACCCAGAGACUCUGAAGUUCAUGCUCAUCAUAAAAGCCACCAAACUGUUCCCUGUGGGCUACAACCUCAUGAAACCAUUCCUGAGUGAGGACACUCGCAGGAAAAUAGUAGUGUUGGGAAAUAACUGGAAGGAAGGUUUGCUGAAACUCAUCAGUCCUGAGGAACUGCCUGCCCAGUUUGGGGGGACCCUGACUGACCCAGAUGGGAACCCCAAAUGUUUAACCAAGAUCAACUACGGUGGGGAGAUCCCCAAGUCCAUGUACGUGCGGGACCAGGUGAAGACACAGUACGAACACUCAGUGCAGAUCAACCGCGGCUCCUCGCACCAAGUGGAAUACGAGAUCCUGUUUCCGGGCUGUGUCCUCAGGUGGCAGUUCUCAUCUGAUGGUGCAGACAUCGGCUUUGGGGUUUUCCUGAAGACCAAGAUGGGGGAGCGGCAGAGGGCUGGGGAGAUGACGGAGGUGCUGCCCAGCCAGCGCUACAACGCCCACAUGGUGCCCGAGGACGGGAGCCUCACCUGCUUGGAAACUGGCGUCUAUGUCCUGCGCUUCGACAACACCUAUAGCUUCGUCCACGCCAAGAAGGUCAGCUUCACAGUGGAAGUGCUGCUCCCGGACGAGGGCAUGCAGAAAUAUGACGAGGAGCUCACCCCUGUCUAGGUGGUUCCCUCCCUUCUCAGAGACCCCUGAUCUUCUGCUUUCUCUAUAUAUCCUACUCGCCCCCCCGCCACAAAUUGAUCAUUAGUUCUUCUGUCUCUGUGAUGUUAACAAGUACAGAAAUAGCUGCCCUGGGGAAGACUCAUCCGCUGUGGUCAGAUCAGGAAAGGCAUGAGAGGCACGGCCUUGGAGGGUAGAAAAGUUACAGAAGAGAAAGAAUCAAGGGUAAAGACAAGAGGUGGAUGUCACUGGAAUUCAAGAAAUAGGAAAAUGAAUCCCUGAGCCUUGGUCCUCACCUAUCCUAAGGUUUUUGCAUGUGCUUGAAUUCCUUCCCUAUGAGCUAUGAGCAACUUGGGUUGGAGACAUAUCUACAUCCUUUUUACUUCCACUCUCUAUAUAGUUGAUGCUCGGUGUGUACUUGUGGAGCUGGAGGACCAGAAGGUAGGGAGCAGGUGAUCCAUGGGUGUGCGUGAGGAGCAGCAGCCAGCGUGGGGUGGAUUUCAGCACCUUGGACAGGGGCAGAGGCAUGGCAGGGAAGGACUCUCUGGGAGAACCAGGCCAUCCAGCCUCCAGAUUUCUGGCACUGGCUGCCUCUUGGGGGCCCCAGCCACGAAGACCACGUGCCUCUCACAGGAGAUGCCUACACCUGGCUUUAUGUGACCCAUAGCGCUCAGGUCGCCACCUCUAUCACCCCCACCUGCACCCCCUUCCCUUGGAGCUCAUCGCUUAUGUUUUAAAUAAUUAAAGGAACUUUCCUGGAAGUAAAGGAAGUCACAUCUGGC